GGAGGAAGUCGAAAGAUAGGUCAGCACUCGCUAGUACCUCCAGUAAUAAUCGGCUCAACAAAGCUCAAACAUGAAAGACAAAGAAAUCUACCAACUAUCGCACUCGGAUGUUAUUAUCAGGUGAUCGAAGUCCAGCAGGCGAAGAGAAGAAUGUCGAUCAUAUUUCUCAAGCAACCGCUUCUACAAACAACCCAAACAGAAUUAUCUACGCCUCUCAAAUGUAAAUCUGCUGAAGCUGACGAUGAUGAAGGUCGACAAAAAGUCUUGCCCGUCUAUACCAAAAAGCAAAUAAAGCAGAAAAACGCGUUACCUUGGCAUAUCAAGUCGAAAUUCAGUGUUGAUAUUACUAUGCAGAAAAUUAGAAAAAUCAGUUGA
This is a messenger RNA of Ambispora gerdemannii, 375 nucleotides long. Lineage: Eukaryota; Fungi; Glomeromycota; Glomeromycetes; Archaeosporales; Ambisporaceae. The record is from the annotation of a GenBank genome assembly.